UUUCUGUUUAUGUUUGUCUUGGAUUUUGUCUUUUUUUCUGAUGGUUUGAGAUGGGUUCUGUUCAGAACUUGGUAAAAUUCUCAUAUUUCCCCCCUGUUUUUUAGGUUAAAAGUUGUGAUCUUUCUGGUAGAGUACUCAAGUUUUGAUCUUUCUUUAAUUGUGAUGUUGUCGAAAGCCCUCAAUUUCAAGUGGCUUGCAUGAAGUUCUGAGUUUUAUGAUUUGGGAAUUUCUGACAUUUUUGGUCGGUUUGUUUGUUUGGAACCUCGGACAUGGGUUGACCAAAAUUUGUGCUAAAACAAGUUGGGUUAUUCGUGUAUUGUUUUAAUUGGUCGCACACGAUUCACUCCCAAGUUAAUUGCACUCUCCUUGAGCUGAUAUUUGAUACAUGCAGUACCAGAUUCCUGUGUGCGUCAUCCAAAUUAACAAUGCUUUACCUUUAAAUUGAGUAUUUUAUUGUUUUCACCCUCCCUUUUUCAAUCACAUGUUUAUAUGUGAUGCUUGUGAGCUGUUUCUGUAUCGAUGUGGCUUUGAAGUGCGCAAUUAGUUUGCUUUGCUGCUUAAUGUCUUCUUGUUGAUCGACUUAUUUGAGCUGGUUAAAAAAAUUUCAUUUCUCUUGCUUCUAUAUUGUUCUGUGGACUGCAAUGGGUCGAGCUGGCUGGAUCUAUUAAUUUUGCAAAUGAGUGUGCUAGUUUAUGCAUUUCUUUUGCUCUAACUAGAUGUUGCUUAAGCAUAAUAUUUUUUUUUGAUAUGACAGCCAACAUCCAUUUUGUUCUUCAACUUGCAAAUUCAACUCAAAUGAUGCUCAGUUUCCAUGAAUAUUUCUGCAGGUAGUGAUUUAAAUGGAGAAACCAUCAAAAAAUACAUUCACUGUACAUUUUACUGUAUCCCAAUACUCCAUUGUUUGAAUUUGGUGUUUUUAGUUGCAGAGAAAGAGAAAGCUGCAUGGAGGCUUCCCAGGGGAACUGGUGCAUAUCACACAUCGAGCGAUGCUAGCUUGUUUUCUACCUCGCUUCCUGUCCUUACACAUGCUAAAUUUAAUUUUGGUGAUCCUGAUCAAGGUGGUCAGCAGCUUGAUGAUGACUUCCCUAUUCUCAGUAAGGUUCGUCUAGAAGCUAAAGUGAAGGACCGAUUAGAAGAAAAUAAGCCACGUACUGUAGAAAACUUUCUUCCGGAUGAUGAAAACGAACUUUUAGCUGGUCUUAUGGAUGAUUUUGAUCUUAGUGGGUUGCCUACUCAACUUGAGGACUUGGAUGAUGAUUUCUUUGGAAGUGGAGGUCUUGAAAUAGAACCUGAGAGUCAUGAUAGUCUAGUCGAUGGUAUAUCAAGAUUAAGUACAUUGGAUGGUAUUAGUGGAGUCAGUAUAUCUCAUUAUGGUUUCACGAAUGGUGCUGGAGCUGUUAGCGGUGAACAUCCUUAUGGAGAGCACCCUUCAAGGACAUUAUUUGUUCGAAAUAUCAACAGUAAUGUAGAGGAUUCUGAACUAAGGGCUCUAUUUGAGAUCAGUAUGCUGAGUGUAUUUUACUCGCUGUGGUGUGUUCGUGAGGUUGUUCUGAUGGAGAAUGCAAUUUUUAGGUUCUUUCUUGUUUAUCAAUAUGGAGAUAUCAGAACUCUUUAUACUGCAUGUAAACACAGGGGAUUUGUGAUGAUAUCUUACUACGACAUAAGAUCUGCCCGGACUGCUAUGCGGGCAUUACAAAGCAAACCUUUAAGAAGAAGAAAACUUGAUAUACAUUUUUCUAUUCCAAAGGAUAACCCAUCAGAAAAGGAUAUUAACCAAGGAACUUUGGUGGUGUUCAAUUUGGAUGCCUCGGUAUCCAAUGAUGACCUUCGUCAGAUAUUUGGAGCUUACGGGGAAGUUAAAGAGAUAAGGGAAACACCUCAUAAACGACAUCAUAAGUUCAUCGAAUUUUAUGAUGUUAGAGCUGCAGAGGCAGCUCUCAAAGCCUUAAAUAGAAGUGACAUUGCUGGGAAGCGCAUAAAGCUUGAACAUAGCCGGCCUGGUGGAGCCCGUCGUAGCUUAAUCCAGCAGCUGAGUCAAGAGCAGGAUCCAGAUGAAGUUCGAGCUUUUCUGCAUCAAGUUGGUAGCUUGCCAAGUUUUGGCAGUCCAGUCGAGCAGACUACAUUGCGCAGUUAUAAUCAGAGUCUGCCUAAGUUGGAAAGCCUCAGUCCUGUUGGGAGGAGUGACUUACCUGGUCUGGCUUCUAUUCUUCCAUCUCCUGCUUCAAAUCCUGUGAAAAUUACUCCAAUCGGCAAAGAUCCUGGAAGGACAAAUCAAGUGAACCAGAUGACAACAAAGGAUAAUGCCACACAAAGCAUGCCCUUUCAGAAUUAUUUCUCUAUUCCGGAUCCUAAGUCGAGUCCUAGUCCUGGAUCCACGUCAGCAUUCGAUUAUCCCAAACCGUCUAGUGUUGGAACACUUUCUGGUCCUCAGUUUCUCUGGGGAAGCCCCACUAUUCAACCUGAGGAUUCCAAUUCAUGGUCAUCCUCAUUAAAGGGACGGCCUUUCCUGGGCCAGUCGAUUGGUUUUCCAUAUCCUAGUCAGCGUGGUUCGUUUUUGGGUUCACAUCAUCAUCAUCAUCAUCAUCAUCAUGUGGGGUCUGCUCCAUCUGGUGUUCCAAUCGAAAGGCAUUUUGGUUUUUACCCCAAUUCACCUGAAAUGUCGUAUAUAAACCAGGGGGCAUUUAGAUUAUCGAAUUUAUCCGGCAUCAACAGUGGGACUCAGGCAGUGAAUAUUGGGGGUAUGAACAUGGGAGUUGCUUUUCAUGGUAACUUUGCUGAUGGUUCUUCUUCAUCUGGUUCCAGGUUGAUGUCUGUUUCGAGAAAUGGUCCUUUGUUUAUUGGGAGUGGUUCUUUUGGAAGUACCGGUAAUGAUGGACUUAUUGAUCGUGGUCGAAAUAGAAGGUCAGAAUUUGGAAAUCAGAUGGAUAAUAAAAAGCAUUAUCAACUCGAUCUGGAAAAGAUUGUGAAUGGUGAAGAUAGUAGGACUACUUUAAUGAUUAAAAAUAUCCCCAACAAGUAUACUUCGAAGAUGCUUCUUGCAGCUAUUGAUGAAACUCACAAGGGUGCAUAUGAUUUCCUCUAUCUGCCAAUAGAUUUUAAGAAUAAAUGCAACGUCGGAUAUGCGUUCAUCAAUAUGGUGUCUCCUUCGCACAUCAUCACUUUUUAUGAGGCAUUUAAUGGGAAAAAAUGGGAAAAAUUCAAUAGUGAAAAGGUUGCUUCCUUGGCAUAUGCGAGAAUACAAGGAAAGAUGGCUCUCAUCUCUCACUUUCAGAAUUCAAGUUUAAUGAAUGAAGACAAACGCUGCAGGCCUAUCCUUUUCCAUUCAGAGGGACAGGAGACUAUUGAUCUGGAAUCAAUCCCGUCCGGAAAUCUGAAUAUAUUUAUCCGUCAGCCGGAUGGAACUUAUUCAGGAGAUUCCUUAGACAGCCCAAAGGGAGAACCGAAUGCUACCGAGAGUUAAAUAACGAAUGUGGACAUAUAUCUGCUAACUCUUGUACAGUUUUUGCGUAUAUAAUAAAACGUGUCUUGCUAAUAGCUCAAGCCCGACUGUACAUAUGAUGACUCUUCUACAAGGCAGUGUCCACAUCUGUAUUUUCAUGAUGGAUGCUCGUUAUUCUGGGAGAAUGUUAAAGAUGCGGCAUUAUUGGGUCUGCAUGUUGUACAACGGCACACCUAUUUUGUGAAUGUACAAAGAGAGACAAAUGAGUUCGAGGCGUCUACCUAUGUUACAAAACACACGUUCUCAUUUUGACUUGUUCGAUAUAAGUUAUGUAUAAGAGUUGGAAAUAUGUAUGGACACAGAUAAUGAUGAGCCGUGCAUGUUUUUUGUGUUGGGUAGUUUGGUCUUGUACUGCCAUGAUCUUGCAGUGAUGGUACAUUGACUGUAUGUACAGUGGCAUUGUUUGUCUUACUGCAAACGAGAAGCUGUAUUUAUGCAGGUUUUCAAUAUGGUGAUCCUUCAAGUAAAAUUGCCCAUCUUUUGUUUCUCCUUUGUGCAAUAUGGGCAGAAAUGACCAUUUGUACAAGUUAUUCUUUAAUUUAUUAUGAAUUAUGAUGUUCCUUUUGGGGUAGGCC
Messenger RNA from Striga asiatica, 4074 nucleotides. NCBI's taxonomy places the organism in Eukaryota, Viridiplantae, Streptophyta, Magnoliopsida, Lamiales, Orobanchaceae. The record is from the annotation of a GenBank genome assembly.